Candoia aspera is the source of this 1379-nucleotide messenger RNA. RefSeq names its product XPA, DNA damage recognition and repair factor (gene XPA). Gene Ontology annotation, cellular component: nucleotide-excision repair factor 1 complex. Gene Ontology annotation, molecular function: damaged DNA binding. NCBI's taxonomy places the organism in Eukaryota, Metazoa, Chordata, Lepidosauria, Squamata, Candoiidae. Gene Ontology annotation, biological process: UV-damage excision repair; nucleotide-excision repair involved in interstrand cross-link repair; base-excision repair. The transcript is spliced from 6 exons. The record is from RefSeq and is a predicted model, not a curated record. Bases 519 to 1316 code for a protein of 265 amino acids.
GUUUUCCUGACAAGAUUUUCAGAGGUGGUUUGCCAUGGCCUGUCUCCUAGGGCUGAGAGAGAGAGGGACUCAGCAGACUUCUGUGCCUAAGGCAGGACUAAAACUCACAAACACCCAGUUUCUAACCCAUUGCCUUUAACCACUACACCAAGCUGUCUCAAUAAAUACAUUAAAGCUAUUACGUUCCUUGGAAUCUUUGUUGCAUUUGCUAUGACAACUUAAGUCAGUAAGGGGGAAUUGUGAUUCUCCAGGUGUUACUGAAUUACAGCACCCAGCACCCCUCCUUUUUGUUCAUGUUGGCUGGGACUGUUGAUUCUUAUCAUUCAGCAACAUCUAGACAGCCACAGGCUUCUCCUUGGACUGUUUAUCCCCCUUUUGAAAUAUCCUAUCGCGCCUCACUCCAGGUUUUGUUAAAUAUGGUCCAAAUUGGUAUUUACUAGUUCCUUUGGCUAUUGAUUUUACUCCUUAACUACCUCUACCCUCUUUACAUUUGUAGAUGACUGGUUCUCAAUCUGGCCAUGGAUCCAAGUGCUGCUAAAGGAGAAAAAGCCAUGCUCUCCGAGAGCACAAAGGCAAAGAUUGAGAGGAACCGUCAGCGGGCUUUGAUGCUCAGGCAAGCCAGACUGGCAACCCGGCCCUAUCCUUCUGCUGGCGAAGGCAGUUCAAAAGUUAAAGCACUUCCAAAGACGAUAGAUACAGGAGGGGGAUUUUUUCUGGAGGAGGAAGAGGAAGAAGAGAAAAAAGGACAUCAAACUGAGAAAAUUGUGCAUCCCCCUGGGCCAGUAUUAGAAUUUGAUUAUCUGAUGUGUGAAGAAUGUGGGAAGGAAUUCAUGGACUCCUAUCUCAUGAACCAUUUUGAUCUAGCAACAUGUGAUAACUGCAGAGAUGUUGAAAACAAACAUAAACUUUUAACAAGGACUGAAGCAAAGCAAGACUAUCUUCUGAAAGACUGUGAUUUAGACAAGAGAGAACCAGUGCUUAGAUUCAUCCUGAAGAAAAAUCCUCAUAAUCCGCACUGGGGUGAUAUGAAACUUUACUUAAAGCUACAGAUAAUUAAACGUUCCCUUGAAGUUUGGGGUAGUGAGGAAGCAUUAGAAGAAGCUAAAGAAAACCGCCAAAGUAACAGAGAGAAGAUGAAACAGAAAAAAUUUGAUAAAAAAGUUAAAGAAUUACGGCGAGCUGUAAGAAGUAGUUUCUGGAAAAAAGACACAAGUAUCCAUCAACAUGAGUAUGGAGCUGAAGAAAUAAUAGAUAAUGAUAUGUACAGAAAGGUCUGCAGCACAUGUGGUCAUGAAUUAAUCUAUGAAAAGAUGUAGCAUGAUCUUGGAUUUACAUUCAGCGCAUUUUUGUAUUAAAAUGUUUAAGCGAUUGAUAAAGCA